This is a messenger RNA of Acanthaster planci (crown-of-thorns starfish), 1076 nucleotides long. RefSeq names its product GATA zinc finger domain containing 1 (gene gatad1). Gene Ontology annotation, cellular component: nucleus. Lineage: Eukaryota; Metazoa; Echinodermata; Asteroidea; Valvatida; Acanthasteridae. Gene Ontology annotation, biological process: regulation of DNA-templated transcription; chromatin organization. Gene Ontology annotation, molecular function: zinc ion binding; sequence-specific DNA binding. The record is from RefSeq and is a predicted model, not a curated record.
CUUUAUGUGGUGGAGUGCGGAAUAUUAGUACGUGUUAUCGCUAACAAAAAUUAGGAUUUCUGUCCAGUGUAGGUUUUUUUGUUCAGCAAAAUGCCACUUGGAGAAAAACCAUUCUGUCUGACAUGUAAAACAACUAAUUCUGUCAUCUGGAGGCAAAGUUCUGAUGGAAAAAUCCAGUGCAACUCUUGCGGUCUGAAACACCCCGGAACAGGCGACGGCAGCGAGGACGGAAGGCAGCCGUCAACGGGCGCCACUUCGGGACAAAAUGGUGGCGGGGCAAGUGGAAGAUUGGGCAGAGAAGGAACCAGGAAAUCUGCCAGAACUGUGAAAAAAUUGCGCUACAAACAGAUUGUUAAUGCUGCCAAGUCACAGGCCACCAAGGGGAAAAAUAGGAGGAUCAUUUUUAAAAGACAUUCCAUGAAAGCUCCAGAAGCCAAUGCCACCGUUGUAACAAGUAACAGUGUGUUCCAUCAUGGUGUCUACUUGCAAGCAGGUGACAUUGUGUCAAUCUUAGAUGUUGAGGGCGGUAUUUACUAUGCACAGAUCCGAGGGUUUCUUCAAGAUCAGUAUGGUGACAAGAGUGCAGUGAUUACGUGGUUGCUCCCCACACAGGCGACUGACAAAAAACAUUUUGAUCCUGCUACAUACAUUUUGGGUCCAGAAGAAGAACUCCCUCGCUCCCUGGAAUAUCUGGAGUUUGUUUGCCAUGCCCCCAGCGAGUACUACCGGUCUAGAACCACGCCCCUUCCUGUAGACUCCCUCAGAGAGGAGAAGGGUUUUAUCUGGUCCAGUGUCAUGCCACAAAGACCCCCGUCUACAGCUGCCAUCUUUGGGGGGAAAAGUUGACCUGGAACUUUUUAGGCAAAUAUCUUUCGACGGGGCAUUGAAAGCACUUUUGAACUUACUUUAUAACAAGAGACCAAUUUCCAGGGAGAAACCGAAGGUUUAACUUCCUCCAAAGCACAUUUAUAAAUGGGAGACAGUUAUGCCCAAUUUAUUGACUACAUUUUUAUUGUAGGUUCACUAACAGUUCUUUUCAAAAAUAAACAAAAUCUUCACUUGUCCUGAACAACUUA